AUGUCCUUGAAAACAGGACUAUUCUUCACCCUGCUCUUGUUUACCCUUCGAGCUACCAGAACCAAAGACCCAAGCAAAGGCAACUUAUUUGGGGUCAGAAAUGUCAAACAUCAGCAAUUCUUAGAGUCUACACACCCAGCCAGGCAGCUGCCAGCUUCUCAAGGCUCAACCAAACAUCAAGUGAAGAGAUCAACGCUAUUUAACACAGGAGUCAAAAUAUGUCCUGAAGAGAACAUGGCUGAGGUCAUAGCCAGCCAUAUAGCAUACUACAAACUGAGAGUCUGCCAGGAAGCUGUAUGGGAAGCAUUCCAGAUUUUUCUGGACAGAGUACCUGAUGCUGUGGAGUACCAUGAGUGGAUGAAUACAUGUCAGAGAGACUCACUGUGUAUAGACGACUUGGCUCGGAACUUCAGUAGCAACCAGGAACACAUAGAUAUGGUAACUAAGAGCCUACUGACAACCACAAAGAUUCAAAAUGAACCUAAGAGUGCCCUGGCCACAUCUGCACCAGGCAAGAAAUGUUUAAAACACUCUGCAGAGCUAAAUGCCAUGAAAACAGAAAAGAGCAGUGCUCCAUCUAUGAAGCAUGUAAUAGAGUUCAGUGUGAAAGUGAAGGACACAGGCUAUAGUGAGCUGCUGAAAGACCCUGGAUCAUUACAGUAUCAAGAUGCUACUCGUCAGCUUCAAGAGCAGAUGCUGCAAAAUUUCAAUAAACUACCUGGGUUUAAGGAGAUAAGACUGUUGGAAAUUCAACCUGGGGGAGUUGGCUUGCACUGUGCAGUGAUUUUUGAGACAGAACCAGACUUGACAGAAGCAGGGUCCUCAGAGACUUCUGGUGAAACUGCCACAGAAAUAGUCCUGAAAGACAUGAUAUUGACAAUCCUAAGGAAGGAUAUUUCCCUGGCUCUGGAUAUUGUUUUUCUCAGCACUGACCCAAACAGAACAACAGAUAUUACAAGAUAUAAACAUGGAGAUAUUAGCACAGAAGCUACAGUCAACAUCUAUACAGAGGGUUCUAGAGCAAUAGGUGCUUCUGAGGAAAAUGAUGAGGUGAUGGAGAACACUACUCAGAAAAUUUCACCUCCAGUAACUGCCGUGGUAACAGAUUCGUCACCACCUACAGGCACCAACUGGAGGAAUCUGAGAAGAGAAAUAUCACUGAGGCCACAGGAACCACGGCAGAGGCCUAUAAUGAAAACAGGAUCUGACACUGUUGUAUCUUUAAACAUCCCUUCAGAAGCUUCAGAAAUCAGCAGUGAUACUGCGAGCGCUGAGGGGCCUAGCGGAAGUGAUCCUAUUAAGUUAAUGUUUUCUUCAUUAUCCAGCACUGUGGAAACCAUUCAACCUGUGCAAUCUGGCACAACACCUGAUUCCGCUCUUCCUGAAACCAUACAGCGUGCCUCACCAAUUACUUCUGGAAACAUCUUCUAUAAGGGAAAGCAUCAAACAAAAGAAUGUGAGAGAAAUGACUACGGCAACAAAUUGCCUUUUGAAACAGAGAAGGAUCCACAGUUAUCUGUUCCUACUUUAAACACUAUUACACCCAUAAUCAUGGCUCCCAACCACACCAAUGGCCUAGUGGUGUUCUUCAGUCUGCAGGUGACCAAUUUGAUGAUCUCAGAGGAUUUUUUUAAUGAAAGUUCUUUGGAAUACAAAUCCCUAGAGAACACUUUUCUCGAAUUGAAGCAAUUCUCUGAAACCAGUAACCAAGGGACCUCCAGUGAACAGACUCAAAGGGGACAGCAGAUAUUAGCCUCAAUACUAUUUCUCAUGCAUUUACAAUCCAAUAUGACUGGGUUAAAUGAGCUGUACAUCUUCAGCUUCAGAAAUGGCAGUGUGGUGGUAAACAGCAGGACGAAGUUAGUAAAACCAGUGUUGCAGAACGUUACCAAGAAUGUACAGUGCAUACUAGAAGAUUUCUGUAAUAACGCUUCUAAUAGACUAGAUGUUGAAAUUAAUGCCCAGUCAGUAGAUGUUGCUGCAGCUGAACAUAAUGAUCCAUGCUGGUACAUGGACUGUAAUGAGUUCUCUCACUGUGUGGUGAACACAUUGACCACUGAGGCUGAGUGUGUAUGUGACCCUGGCUACAGAGUGGUGGAUGGUCUGCGCUGUCAGAGCAUAUGUAAUCUCGAGCCCAACUACUGCCUAAAUGGGGGUUUAUGUGAAAACAUACCAGAACUUGGAGUGACUUGCAGAUGUCCUGUAGGAAAAUACUGGUACUAUCAAGGAGCACGCUGCAAUGAACUGUUGUCUCUGCCAGCCGACCCAUUUCUUUUUGUAGCCUGUCUGGUUCCAACCAUCAGCAUGCCUAUCACAGCACAAACCAGUGUCAGACUUCCAAGUCUGACACUGGUUUGUGCUGUGAUAGGCAUGCUGAUUUUCAUUAACAAGAAAUGUAUACGAACCAGAAAGACAGUGACACUAUCGAAUUCACACUCGUCCCUCCCACUGGGGGGCAUUAUGAGAGUAAAUCCAGUUUAUGAGAAUGAUGAGAAUAUCCUGACUUGCGUAUCAAGCAUCAGCUAUUCCAGAACCACUGAUUCUGGGUCAUCUAAAUCCUCUGACCUGGGUACUUUUCAGUCAGUUAAAAACAUACAGCUUGAUCCUAAGGAGUGUAGGCUGUCUAAUGAACACAGGAUGUUGUGUUGUCUUCCAAGGCAAUCUGACAGUGGAGGACUUCAAGUGACUGUGUUAUGA
Molecule: messenger RNA, 2697 nt
Organism: Trichomycterus rosablanca
Lineage: Eukaryota; Metazoa; Chordata; Actinopteri; Siluriformes; Trichomycteridae
Gene: impg1b
Product: interphotoreceptor matrix proteoglycan 1b
Exons: 17
Coding region: 1-2697 (898 amino acids)
Biological process (GO): visual perception
Source: RefSeq, a predicted model, not a curated record